AUCCUCACUGAUGCAGUGUAGGUCACGAGGAUGGGCUGAACAUAAUUGUAAUCAUGGAGAGGAUGCUGGAGUGAUCUGCUCAGAGGUCAGGCUGGUGGGCGGGACUGACCUGUGCUCUGGGAGAGUAGAGGUGCAUCAUGGGAGCUCCUGGGGCACGGUGUGUGAUGCUGACUUUGACCAGCGGGACGCAGAGGUUGUGUGCAGGGAGCUGGGCUGUGGGGCUCCUAAAGAGCUGCGUGGGGCAGCUACAUUUGGCCAGGGCGAGGGCCAGGUGUGGGCAGAGGAGAUUCACUGUAGAGGCAACGAAUCUCAAAUUAACUUCUGCUCCACAAAACCCUCACAGAAUCAACCCUGCUCCCAUGGAAACGAUGUGGGCCUGGUGUGUUCUGGCAGGGAGGAUGUGAGGCUGGUGAACGGAAGCAGCCCCUGUGCUGGGAGAGUGGAGGUUUACCAUCGGGGAGAGUGGGGGACAGUGUGUGAUAACUGGUGGGACAUGAGUGAUGCUGGGGUGGUGUGCAGACAGCUGGGCUGUGGAGAUGCUGCAGCUGCACAAGGACAGGGUCACUUUGGACCAGGGUCUGGGGGAAUAUGGAUGGAUUAUGUGCACUGCAGUGGAUCAGAAUCCUCACUGAAGCAGUGUGAGUCAUCAGGAUGGGGUAAACAUCACUGUAAUCAUGGAAUGGAUGCUGGAGUGACCUGCUCAGAGGUCAGGCUGGUGGGCGGGACUGACCUGUGCUCUGGGAGAGUAGAGGUGCAUUAUGGGAGCGCCUGGGGCACGGUGUGUGAUGCUGACUUUGACCAGUGGGACGCAGAGGUUGUGUGCAGGGAGCUGGACUGUGGGGCUCCUAAAGAGCUGCGUGGGGCAGCUGCAUUCGGCCAGGGCGAGGGCCAGGUGUGGGCAGAGGAGAUUCAGUGUAGAGGCAACGAAUCUCAGAUUUACUUCUGCCCCACAAAACCCUCACAGAAUCAACCCUGCUCCCAUGGAAGCGAUGUGGGCCUGGUGUGUUCUGGGUACACAGAGUCCAGGCUGGCUGGCGGCCCUGACAUCUGCUCUGGUCGAGUGGAGCUGAAGUACCAGGAGUACCAGGAUACCUGGUGGGCAGUGUGUGAUGCAUGCUGGGAUAGCAGGGCCUCCAAUGUCCUCUGCUGGCAGCUGGGGUGUGGGACUGCAGUGGCAGUGCCAGGACAGAGCUGGUUUGGAAAUGGGAGUGGGCCAAUCAGCCACGAUGUGUUUGAUUGCCGUGGGAACGAGACACGGCUCUCACAGUGUGCGGUUUCCUCUUGGAGCCGAGCUGCGUGCUCACGUGAACAAGAGGCUGGAGUCAUCUGCAAUGGCUCUGUUCUCUCCACUCUGGACGGGACGGUUCGGCUGGCUGGAGAGAGUGAGUGUGGGGGCCCAGUGGAGGUGUACUACCAGGAGACCUGGAGCAGAGUGGGGGGGUCCUGGAGCUCCAGGGAGGCAUCGGUGGCCUGCAGGCAGUUGGGCUGCGGCUCUGCGGUGCAGGUCUACAGCUCCUCUCCGUCUGGGACGGGGGCCAGUGACGUGUGUCUGACGGGGUUUGAGUGCUCCGGGAGAGAGUCUCACCUGGUCAACUGCAGCACUCCACACAAUCUCACCUGCAGCUCCAGUGAACGGGUGUCCAUCGUCUGCUCCAACCGCCGGUCCCUCAGGCUGGUAGGGGGAGGGGGGCGCUGUGCGGGGCGGGUGGAGGUGCUCCACGGCGGUUCUUGGGGGACGGUUUGUGAUGACUCCUGGGACCUGGAGGAUGCUCAGGUGGUGUGCAGGCAGCUCCAGUGUGGGACGGCCCUCAGUGCCCCGCUACCCUCCUUCUUUGGGCCAGGAAAUGGACCCGUCUGGCUGGAUGAGGUGGGCUGUGUGGGGAACGAGACGUCCCUGUGGGACUGUCCCACAGCCGGAUGGGGACAGACUGACUGCGGACACAAGGAGGACGUGGGGGUCGUGUGUUCAGAAUUCAAGGAGAUGAGACUGAGUGAAGGCUGUUCUGGGAAUUUGGAGGUUUUCUACAAUGGCACCUGGGGCAAUGUGUGCUGGAAUGGGAUGGAGGAAGACACAGCUACUCUCAUAUGUCAGGAGCUGAACUGUGGGAACACGAGUAAAGUGUCUAAAACAGGACCGAGAGUGGAAUCUGCUCCAAACUGGCUGGAUCAUGUCCAAUGUCGCCCACAUGACUCCACUCUGUGGCAGUGCCCAUCAGACUCUUGGGGUGAAAAUAAGUGCGAUAAAACAGUGGCUGUGCUCAACUGUACAGCGGAAGAGGAUGAGAAUGUGCCAUGGAGCAAGUUGUCAUGUUCCUCAGCGAAAAAUCAGAGAUCUUGCACAAAUCACUGGCCCCUCCGGGUGGUGGGGGGGGCAGGCGGGUGCUCUGGGAGGCUGGAGGUGUUCCAUGGGGGCUCCUGGCGGUCGGUGUGUGGAGACUCCUGGGACAUGAUGGAUGCCCGUGUGGUGUGCAGACAGCUGGGCUGUGUGUUAGCACAGGGGGCUCAUGGUAAUGCUACUUUUGGGACGGGGAAUGGCGCCCUCUGGCUGACUGAGGUGAACUGCAGGGGCACUGAGCUGCACCUGUGGGACUGCCCACACUCUGUGCACAGCAGCUGCCGAUCGCAGAACCAGGCUGGGGUCACCUGCACAGGUCUGUCAUCUCGCUCCUGGCCCACUGCAGCUGUGACCGCACCCAUGCCGCCCACGCUGCCCGUGUCCAAGAGUAACGUGUCCAAGAGUAACGUGUCCAAGCCUCCCCUGGCCUCUCCUUCCAACCGGUCUAUCCCAGCAGUGGCCUUCCUGGUGAUGGGGGCGCUGAUCUUCCUGCUGCUGGUGCUGCUGGGGGUUCUGCUGCUCCAGAACAGAGAUCUGAGGAGAGCCCUGUCUCAGUGGGACCACGCCCGUCUCCUCGAGCCCAUCUACGAGGAGAUCAAGUACAACCUGGACAGUGGGGGAACGGACAGCGCCCCCCGGUGGGGGAGGAGCCAAUCUGAGGACCCGCCCUCCGGGUAUGAAGACGUGGGGGAUGGCAAGGGACACGCCCUCUCAGGGGACCUGGUGAUGGAGGAUGCCGCAGAGAGCUACGAUGAUGUCAUCACUGCUGUGGAAGCGCACCAAGACAGUGUGGCAGGGGAGCUGGCCGAGGGAGACGCACCAGAGUACUAUGAUGAUGUCAUCACCACCCAGCAGAGCCCGGAGGCUUUUUCAGCUGCCAGUGAGAUGGACUAUGAUGAUGUGGGGGAGGAGCCACCUGAAACAGCGGUCUGAGAUUUUGUGGGAGGAAGUGCCCGCCCAGCAGUUUGGAUCGCACAGCAUACAGCAUACAUACGGCUAAUGGAAAAUGUUUUAAUAUAAAACCACAUCCUCGUAGAUCAGCCAUUCAUCAAUGAGUAAUUCCUUAGCUUGCUCAUGAAUCAGGACAUUGAAAGUGUCAGCA
This is a messenger RNA of Conger conger (European conger), 3437 nucleotides long. Its product is annotated as deleted in malignant brain tumors 1 protein-like. The transcript has 17 exons. The record is from RefSeq and is a predicted model, not a curated record. The coding region runs from base 11 to 3268 and encodes 1085 amino acids. Lineage: Eukaryota; Metazoa; Chordata; Actinopteri; Anguilliformes; Congridae. Gene Ontology annotation, cellular component: membrane.